CUCCGGCCUGGGGAAAGGGGCCGCUGCCCGGAACCGGGUCCGACUGCAGCCUCAGUGGGGAGGUGGGAGCCGUCAGGCCCCCCGUGCAGGGUUGGGCUGCAGCCUGGGCCGCUCGCUGCAGGGCUCUGUUCGCCCCUGGGGCACGUCGAGAGACUUUGGCCCGGCGGGCUGGGAAGAGACUGGUGUGCGCUGGAGCUGAGCGCUGCCGGGCCCUGCGCCCGCCCUCCUGCGUGGGCUGCCCACUGGGCCCCGCGCUCUUUUGCCAGGGUGGGAAUGAGGCGGUGGGGCUCGGCCUGGAGCUGGAGGGAGGGAGCUCGAGGACACCCUGGGAAUGGGAAAUGCCCCUUCCCCUCCGCCGCUGGCUCGGGCUAGUUCGUCAAGUUGAGGCUCCUCGCGUCUGCGGGAUAACUGCAGGCUGGUCGGGCAAGUCGCGUGUUUCUGUUCGCAAGGUUGAAAAUGGUCAGUUGCAACGAGAGGAGCGUCAUGCAGACUGCCAGGAGCUGCUGAGAAGUGCAGGGAGGCUCGUGUGCUAGGAGGAACAGCUCUACUACCCUCCCUGGCUGUGCGGGAAAUGCCAGAGAAUUUCUUUAAAUGCUGCUGUUCCUGAAGGCAAAGCCCUUCUGCCUGUCCCAUCUUCACAUUUGCCCGAGGGUAUCAUCAUGAAACCUCUCUUCUUAUUUUAAAUGAAGGUGAACUUAGUUGUGACAACGUUAAAAGGUUGCUUAUCAGCUCUGGCACAAAUGUUUUAAUUUCUUUAUUUUUGUGUUUUAUAAGACCUUUACCAUUGGGUCAAACUUGUGGGGAACAAAUACUGCAGAGGUUGUCAGGCUAGCUUCUGCCUCACGCAAAUUAAAAAUUAAAAUAAAAAAUUCCUGGGCAAAAUUCUCUCCUGAGAACUCAAGCCAACAGGGAAUUUUCCUUUCACUGUUCAAGGAGGCUGUAUUACUUCCUGGAGAAUGUUAUGAAAGCAAAAUAAUGUAGGAGCCUAGACUUCCCACUAACAUACUUGGAGAAUGACAGAUCAAAUUCCUUGGUUUCUUUACUGUGUAUUCAGUUUAUCUUUUUUCAAUUUGGUUUGAAAGAAACCAGGUUUAGCACAGUUGUGUUGUGUUAGUGACUGUAAUUAAAGUUGUCAGCGUUUUCUUUUAUUAGCAAAUUUUUCACAGUGGCUAAAAUGUAGUCAGUAGCUCUGGCAUGAGGGUUUAUUUAGAUUUAAAAAUCUAAUUUUUAAGAGAUGAUUUUGUUCUACCAUUUUUAUUACAACACACCAAUGUGGGGAAGUAAGAGGGCCUUACACUUCCUGUCCACAGUCAGCAGUGACUUUUAGCCAGCAUGUAGAACAGAAGCAUUUAUUAGUUGACAGGGACACAGCAUAGAACUUAAUUUGUCAGCACAAAAAACUUUCAGUAAAAUCCAUCUUGGUGUAAGAGGAGCCAGAGCUCUAAUCCCUCACCUGCCCCUGUGCCCGCAAGUCAGCCAAGAUCUACUUCCAACUCUCUGGGUCAGCCCCUCCCAGGCUCCUAUAGCUUCUGUCCUGCUUCCCAGGCAAAAAAGUGUCACUGAUAGAAAGGUAACAUAUUUUCUAAACUUAGUCUAAAAUUACUUCAUUAGGUUGUAAAGCAAAACAGUAGCUUAAUGGCCUAAUUAGAACUAUUUCUACUGUAUAUUUGAGAGGGUCUGUCUAUGUGUCUAAGAGCUUCUCCUAAACUAUAAGAACCAGGACCACCAAAUUUGGUAUGCAGAUUCCUCUUAUAACUUAAAAGCAAGGUAGGGGUUUGGUUGUGCCAGGACAAUGGGAUGUGCCUAGAAUGGAAAGUAGCAGGGACACUUACAAUUUAUAAUGACCACCGCGGGGCAGCAAGGGGCCAGAUAUGGGGACUGGAACAGCUAUAAUUCCAUUGGAGAAAGGGACAACUAUCUACUAUUUAUUCAAUGGAGUUUCUCCAUUUGUGUCUCUACCUGUCCCCCUGCUGGGGGAGAUACAUCUCUCCCCCAGCUGUGCCUGCUGCAACUGUAGCGGCCAUGCACAGGCAAUUCUCAUCUGGCCUUAAGCUGCUGUGGUGAGAGAGGGCUGGAGUUGCCCCCUUCUGUUGCCACCUGCCUUUUUGCUGUUGUGAGGGGUGAGGUCACAGAAGACUUCUUGGGUGCUUCCCAGGAUGCUGACAAGGCCACUGCCACUUGUCUUCCUGCUCUCUGGGGUGUCUUGCUACCUGUCUUGCGGGCCAGCCCCCUGGUCUCCCCCAGUUAAGGCACAGAGCUGAGAUCACUUCCCCACCCCCCACCCCGAGGAGCAGUACAGAUACUGAAACUCUUCAGGUCCAAGGAAAAUGCAUUUUUGGCCCCAGCUUCCUAGGAUACCACUCUCCAAAUGGAAUCAGAACCCAAAAUGAAUAACUGGGGUAAGCCCCCUUUAACAGUGAAAGGACGAUGUACACACUGAUUGUUCCCCCAGGUAACAAUUAUUUACACUGGGCUUGAUAGUAAAUAAAAGUGAUUUUAGUAAGUACAGGCAGUAGGAUGUAAGUGGUUAUAAGAGAGAACAGGCAGAGCAAAGAAGAUUACAAGCUUAAAAUAACAGAAAAUGCUUAGCUAAUUCGAACACUAAAAUCUCAGUAUACAUUUAUUACAAACUCAUCCUAAAAUUGUUGUUAUUCCAGCUAAGUCUCCAAACCAGGGAAAUCUCCUUUACCCUGGGGUUUCUUGUUCACUUUCUUGGGUGUGAAAAAAACCCUGCUAAGCUCUCAAUUGUUUUAUAGAUUCCCUUUACAUGGGAAGUUACCUGGCAAUUCUCUACUAGGUAAAGAGGUCAUGUGACUUCCUAAGACCACGGACUGCUAAGAUUUAGAGGACAAAGGAGAUUGUUUAGAUAUGAUUGUCCAGACACUGAGGCAUCCCAACAUUGGAAACACCCUUGAUGACUUUCUUUUGCACAUCUAAAACUAUAAAGCAUUCCAUACUCCACUUGUCUGAUUUUAUACACAGGAAUGAUACAUACCCCAAAAUAAGAUAUAUAGGUCCACUGGAAUAUGACAUAAAGAUUGAUAGGUUACAUGAGAUAAUUUGUCCAAAACUUCUUUGAGUUAGGCAUAUCUAUGUCCAUAAAUCCAUUUCAUAAAGCUUGUGGGGGGAGGGAUGUGAGGCAUCACAGCUGUGACUUCUGCAGGUCAGUCUUUUAGGCCUUGUCUACAAUGGCAAGUUUUGUCACCAAAACCCCUUUUUAACAACAAAACCUGGAAAGCAUACACAGUGCAAAGUGGCAAAAGUCUUCGACCCCUACAAAGAGGCUUUUUCUUUUCCUCUCCCUCUAUUGUCAACAAAGAGCCAGUGUAAACUGAAGUUUGUUUUGUGGACAGAACUCACUUCCAGCAGGAUCCUACAAUGUCUUUCCUGAAUGGCUCUGCUCAGCUUUGAUACCUGCUGCCCUCCAGGCAUAUGCCCCUCUCUCCCCUUUCAAAGCUCCAAGAAGUAUCUGACAGCUUCUAAUCAGCACCAAGGAUUAUUGGGUUUUGGGAAUUGAGGAGGAAAUUGUGCAUAAUAUAUUAACUAUUCUCUGCCUAAGGACUUACAAUAUUGUUCAUUGAAUAUAUUUUUAUGGCCCAACUACAAUUUAAAAAAUUGGGAUUGAGAAUGAAAUCUCUGAAAUCUAUCUUUUUCUGGAUACAAGUCAGCAUUUGAUACUGCAGGCACAGGAUACUGAAGAACCAAAGAGGGCAGUGCAGGACGGGAAAGAACAUUGGCAGCAUGUGACCUCCAGGAGAAGAAAGUUAACUCAGGUAUCCCCAAUCCAGAUAGAGAUGACUCAGAGGUGAUACGUGCAAAAGUGUUUCAAGUUUGUUACUACAAGAUGUGCUCCACAAAUCCAGCAAACUGGGUCACUUUUGAUGAUGAACCCCUCUUUCAAUCUCCUCAGAAAUCAGUGGAAAAUCAUGAUACCUGUAAAGCAAACAGUCUUAAUUUCAAUCUUGCUAAUGCGCAUGAAUCAUCAAAUAGGUCAUCUUCCUCAAGCAGCAUUCCUUUUUCUUCUCCUAAAGUUGACUGCUACUCAAGUCCUGAACCUCCUAGUAACUCUUCACUUUCUACACCUACCAAAGACUAUCCAGCAUGUCUCUAUAUGCCCACAUCAGGGAUUCACAUCCUUUGCCCUAUUUCUGAAUUGUCAUCAAACAUUAAUCUUCACCCACCACCUGGCGCUCGUUCUUCCUCAGCUUCUCAGAAGCUGAACACUGCAGCUAAUGAUAAUCCACAUACGAUUUUAGUCUCUAAAAAAGCAACCCCAGAUGAAGUAAAUCCUAUUUGCCAACAAAACUCCAAUAAUUUAGAAGAUCCAUUGGAAUCAGAACACUUCCAAUAUUUUCAGAAUGACUGUGCUUUUUCAAAUUUAUUUUGGAAAGAAAGGUGUUCAACUAGCAUGUCUCCCUACAAUGAUGACACACAAAGUAAAGAUAAAAAGCUUUGUAGAAGUAUUUGCCAUCCUAAAGAAAAGGACACUUGCCAUGAUGAGAAGAGUUUCAAUCAGGAUUCCUUCAGUUAUACCCGUGAAAGGCUUGAACAUUUGCAAACUGAUACUUUGGGAAGGCUGUCUGCCUCUAGCACACAUGCAUGGCAUAAUAUCUUUUCUUUCAUUCCACACAGUCUCUUCAGAAGCCAGAAAAAAGAUGGUUGGCCUUUCAUGCUGAGAAUUCCUGAGAAAAAGAAUAUGAUGUCAUCUCGGCAAUGGGGUCCUAUUUAUCUUAAAGUUGUACCUGGAGGCAUUUUACAAAUGUAUUAUGAGAAGGGCCUCGAAAAACCUUUCAAAGAAUUCCAGCUCCAACCAUACUAUAAACUGUCAGAACCCAAGCUAGAAAACUGUAGUGUUUCAGGAAAAAUCCAUACCGUGAAGAUUGAAUAUGUGUCUUAUUCAGAAAAAAGAAAAUACCAUCCCAAAGCAGAAGUGAUCCAUGAACCAGAGGUGGAACAGAUGCUAAAGUUGGGAACCAUGGAUUACAGUGACUUCACUAACUUCCUUGAAACAGUUGAGGAAGAGUUCAUGAAUCUUCCUGCCAUUUGUAAACAAAAGAGAAAUUAUGAGGAACAAGAAAUGAUACUAGGAAUAGUGGAUAAGUUUUGGGGAAAAAUCACUAAAGCAGAAGGAAAACUUGUAGAAAGUGCUGUCAUCACACAUAUUUAUUGUAUGUGUUUUGUGAAUGGCAAUACUGAAUGCUUUUUGACUUUAAAUGAUCUAGAGCUCCAGAAAAGAGAUGAACAGUAUUUUGACAAAGAUCGGGAGAAGAAAUGGAUUCAUAUUCUUGAUUACCAUUUCCAUAAGUGUGUCAAAACACAAGAAUUUGAGCAAUCCAGAAUUAUUAAGUUUACACCCCUGGACGCCUGUAGAUUAGAACUAAUGCGCUUCAAGACACUGUAUAAUGGACAAGAACUUCCAUUUUCUUUAAAGGCUACUGUGGUUGUUCAGGGAGCAUACAUAGAACUUCAGGCUUUUAUAAACAUGUCUUCUACUUCUCUGAUUCCUGUACAUUUGCAUUCCAUGAAAUAUUGUGAAAAUGUCAUGAUACACUUUCCAGUUCCUUUACAGUGGAUCAAAGCACUUUGGACCAUAAAUCUCCAAAGACAGAAGUCUUUAAAAGCAAAAAUGAACAGAAAAACAUGUCUUGGUUCUCUAAAUGAAAUUGAAUCUGAUCCUGUAAUUCAGGUCUCAAUUGGAACAGCAAAAUAUGAAAGUGCCUAUAGGGCUGUAGUGUGGAAGAUAGACAGACUUCCGGAUAAAAAUUCAAGCCCAGAUCAUCCACACAGUCUGUCUUACAAAUUAGAACUUGGAUCAGACCAGGAAAUACCUUCCGACUGGUAUCCAUUUGCUACUGUACAGUUUGUCAUGCUUGACACAUGUGCCUCAGGGACUGAAGUAAAAUCACUGGGCAUAGAAAGUGAUGUUCAACCCCAGAAACAUUUGAACCAGAAAACUUACUACAGCUGCCAGAUUGAAAUUGAAAAGAAGUGGAUCAGGCUUGAUGGAGAAGACCCAGAUAAGGCUAGCAACUGCCUAAUGCAGUAAAAGGAACAAGAGCCACUGAAAUACAUGGUCAUGUGUUCUUUAAAUAUGAAAGCAAUGGAAGAAAGUGUUAGUGAGAAUAAAUUUCCACAGUAAAUAUUGGUAAUUGUAAGGAAAAAUGCAAUUAUCUAGAAUAUGGUAAAUACAACAGCUGAAAAUCCGAUGUUCACAAUGUUUGUAAUGCUUCUAGGUCUGAUACUGUAAAUUGUUAGUCAUUUAAUUAGCCUUAAUUUAAGCCCAGUAUGAGAUUACUGGUGUGAGUAAGGACUGAUUGUAUAGUUAUAGGUUUGCAGGACACAGCCCUUAGUGUACAGAUGUAAUAUAUUUCUCUGCAAAAUAUCCAUUACUUGUGUAUUGUUUCAUGCUCCAUAUUGAGAACUCAUGCCACUAUUCUAAAAAAAUUAAUGUCUGUUGACCAUAUGAAUAUUUAACAUUAAAAACAUCCAAAAUGCUUAUGCACAGGCCAGCAUCUGAAUACGGUGCAGCAGGAUCAACUGCUUAUUUGCUAUUUGUUAAUCUGAUAUGUUCCUCUCCAUGUUGGUAACAACCCAAUCAUACACUUAUUCCUCAAUAUAAGUUUCCACACAGAGUAAGAUAACUUAUUCAGAAAUAACACUCCUAAUUUUCUCCCUUUUUGGGCUGUAAAUGAUGUGCUCAUUGUUUCUUCUAAAAUUGUUCAAUGCGAUGUUCUCAGGCAAAAGGGCAUGACAGUCUUGAUUGAAACUGCCAUACCAAAGUGAGGUUAUAUUAUUUCAGUGCUUCCUAGAGUGACCCUAGGCUGACCCUCAGUUGACAUAAAUCAGUGGAGCUCCAUUAAGUUCAAUGCAACUGUGCCAAUUUACACCAGCUGAGAAUCUGGCCUUAUGAGUUGUAAAGGUGGCUAAUCACUCACUAUCUUUGAUUUUGGAUGUUUUUCAAAACUCAACUUUCAGAUAUUAGUUUUCAACUAGAGCCUAUACUAUAUUAUUGCCUUGAACUGUCAGACAGAGGGGAAUGCAAGUGAGAAUUGUCCUUGCAUUGCCAACUACAAGCGUUGGAACAAGAAGUAUAAAAGGAAAUAGUGGUUGUAAUUUUUCAAAGAACAGUGUCAGAUAGAGCUAUUUCUUACACAUCACAGUGUUAAUCAAGUUUUGAAUGUGUUAAUUCAAUGGUUUCCAGCCUGCGGUCCACAGACCCCUGGGGGUCUGGGAUAGUAUUGUAGGGGGUCCCACAUGUGGAGCCUCUUGCAGUCAGCACGUCCUUCAACCCGCAUUGCUUUCUGCAGCUCAGAAAGUAGCAGGGGUUGAAGAAUCUGCUGGCUGCCAGCACGCAGCCUCUCAGCUGAGAGGCCCUGUGCUGGCAGCCAGCAUGCCCUUCAGUCCAUGCUGCUUCCUCAGCAGGCUGAGGGAUGCUGUUUAGGAAGCAGCGUGGGCUGAGGGAUGUGUUGGCUGCAGGCACAGCUAUAUUGUUUAGGGGUGUGUAUAAAAUUUUAAUAAACUGAAAAGGGGUCUGCAUCCUUGAAAAGGUUGGGAUCUACUAUGUUAACUGAAGCAUCUUCCUGCCUUCUUUCAUACUCUAUCCCUUUUCGAUCUAUCAGUUUGUUGGACUAUGAGGCUAGAAGAGAAUCUCAUUAAUUCAAUAAGCUGGGGGGUUUGCUAUGGCUUCUUUAAAAGUAUCCUUCCUUAGAACCUAAAUUGUUUCAGAAUAAAAACAUAAAAAAUACACUAAAUUCACUUUAUAUUUUGUCACUGCUGUAACUCUAGGGAAAUGGACUAGAAAUUCAGAGAAGUAUAUUUCCCCAAAGUGGAAGUAGUAAAGAUAGAGUGUGAAAAAACUAUUAAAACAGAAGUCCAUAUCAUAAACCCAGUUCAGGACAACUGACUUUAUUCCUCAGUUUGAAGCUGAGACUGAAAUGGAUAAUAAAUUCUUCUCUACAUCCCAAAGUAUGUUUUAGGUGUACAACAUUACAUCUAUUAUGGUAUUUUUAGCUACUUUAUAAAUCACAUAUUAUUAGCUAAUUGUGUUAUAAUUUCAAGUGAGCAUUACAUUGAAGUACAGUGUUGCAAACAGUUUCUCAGACGGUGCAUACACAUUUUGACUUGAAAAGCUAUUAACACCUUCAAGUCAUAUUCAUGUUUAAAUAAAAUUAAUCCAUUUGUCAUGUUCAUAUUUAAUUUUGGUUUAGUUAGUUAUCUGUUAAAUUAAAUGGCACAAGUAUACUCUAGGACAGCAUUUAUUUGCUUGGCUUAUUGAAACAGAAUACUGCAAUUCACAUUGAUCUGUUAUAAACAUUGAGCUACAAUAAACAUUAACCUCUUCCUGAACAGAAAGAUAUAUGAAGCAAAAUACACUUCCACCUAGGUCCAUAGCAUGGCCACCAGCACAACAAGUCAUUCUCGUAAGGAGGUAACUUUGCUGAAGCUCUUUUGAACUGACCAUGUCAACGUCAAGUUCAGAAACACUCCUAAGUCCCUCAAAGUUUGUCCCUUUCAGUGCAAUGCCUUGACCAUUAGUCCAUUUUCUGCCUUUGCAGCUAGGAACUGCAGUUCUUUUUCUGGUCUCUGAAUUCGCUACCCUUAUCUUGGUUUGGCUACAGGGCCUUCCUCCUUCCUUCUGAUCCUUGGCCUCUAGCACCUCAUCUGUGAUACCAUCACAGACCUGAUCAAUGUUUGUCAUAUCAUUUGCUUGCUAUGUCAAAUGAUCUGUCUAAAAGGCAAUGGGUAGCACUGGGGCUUCAACUAGCUUGGUCCUUCAGAACCAAACAUACAGUUUUCCCUAGCUUAAACUGCCUGCAGCUAUUCCAUAAGUCUCCCUGUUGGUGAUUUCACCUUGCAUCUGCUAUGGUGUAAAAGAGAAUUGGGCCCUAAAUUUCUAGUUGAUCCAUUCAUAACAAAAGAUCAAUAUAUACAGCCUUGUGCAUCACAAAAUCUUGGAUCUACAGCUGGAGCCUGUGAGUCUCCCCAUUGACUUUGAUAAGAAUGGGAUUGGGAUCUUGCUAAAUUAGUUCCAAAUUAAUAUAUCUAUGUGGAAAGAAAUGUAGUCUGCUUCAUGAAAAGUUAUUACAUUUUAAAUCUGAUCAUUAAUUCAGCCAAAGGCUAAACAGUUUCAAAUUGAUGGUUAUAUUUAUAUACAAUGUUUUAGAAUAGGGGUGGGCAACAAGUUUUUCAAGAAUGUUAAGUGGUCAUGGGCUGCAAUUUUAUAUUAAGGGAGCAGAUGUGGGGUCUGGGAUGAAGUUUGGGUGUGAGAAAGGAUUCUGACCUCGGCAGGCAUGUCGGAGGUGGGACAGGGUGCUGGAGUGCACUUGGUCCAGAAGGAUGUUCUGACCUAAGGCAGGAAUGUAGGAGGGGGUACAGAAUCUAGGAGGGAGUUUGGGUGCAGGGUUGGGUGUAGAAGGGGCGUGAGGUGAGGGUAUUGGCCCUGGCCGGGAGGUGCUUAACAUUGCUGUCAGCUAGGUGCCACCUCAGUGGGACACUCAUGCUAUGGUGGUUCCAUACUGUUCAAAGCCCCCUGGUUACUGCUGGCAAACAGGUCUCUGUGUGCCCCUUGCGGAAAAGGGGACACCAGAUCUCCGUGUGUUGCUUGCACCUGCAAGCAUUGCGCUUGCAACUCCUAUUGGCCAGAAACCAUUGUUAAUGUAAAUCUUUGACAAAAUGGGAGCUGGGUUUGGGUUUAUAACAAAAAAUAGUAUUUAUGGACAAAGAAAUGCACAGCAGAACAUUCUUGGUGCUUGUAAAUAAGCAGGAUAUCCAUGUAGCCACCCUCUAAUAACUGUAGAAGGUUCUCUAUCUGCCAUUGCUGUUGCCCUUUCUAGAGAGGAAUAUGACAAUACAUUCCAUUUAAGUGUAGUGCCAAGCAUAUUUGUUGCAUAUUUCUAGAUUAUGCAACAUUAACUGUUCAAAGCUGAUAAACAUUUGCACAAAAAAUAUAUAUGCUUUCAGGUAUUCCUUUUAGUUAAGCCAACUUGACAUGACAUAAUACUCAAGUUAUAUAGUAACUGGUAUGGAAAGUACCAGUUUCCAUUUAUCUGUAUUUGUCUUUGUCUACCAACAGCUAUAACUAAUUACUGAUAUUAGGCAAGAUUCAGCUAUCAUUUUUAUACUUUCUAAAUCACUACAAAUCAGUAUUAUGCUUAAUUCAGAAUUUAAUUUUGUUCUGUCAGUAUGAAUGCAAAACAAAUCAAGCUGAUAAUCUUAUAACAAAAUAUUGUACAUUGCAUAUUAACUUUCUAAAAUUAAAGUUCUAUUUCAAACUGUUUCCCUUAAUUGAAUAUUU
This is a messenger RNA of Pelodiscus sinensis (Chinese soft-shelled turtle), 10294 nucleotides long. NCBI's taxonomy places the organism in Eukaryota, Metazoa, Chordata, Testudines, Trionychidae. The record is from RefSeq and is a predicted model, not a curated record.